Gongylonema pulchrum is the source of this 1113-nucleotide messenger RNA. Lineage: Eukaryota; Metazoa; Nematoda; Chromadorea; Rhabditida; Gongylonematidae. The record is from the annotation of a GenBank genome assembly.
AUGCAUAUUGUCGAGGGGUUCGAAGACAACUCUUUCGUCUUCAAGCCACCGCAUCUCUAUGACGCUAUUGCACCUGCUUUUAAAUAUGAUGAAAGCUACACGGAUUGGUCAAAUUUCCCGGAAAAGAUAAAAUCGGUUUAUGAUGAAGUUACAAACCUUUUCCUGGAAGAGAACACUGUUGCUCCAGCACCAAAGCUUAAGUUGAGCGCUCAAACACUUCGAAACGAUCUGCGACGCUGCGGUCUGCACUUACAUGUUCCACAACGGGUCUGCACUUACAUGUUCUACAACGGGUAUUUGUAUAAGACCAUAUUGUUAUUAACUCUUCUCCAACUGUUUGCAAAUUAUGUUUUUUACCAAAAAGGAAUUGAUUUGCGAGUAACGUUUUUGCCUCGAGUACAUAUUGAUGUGCCUCAUCUGGAGCUCACCGGUAUUGGUCUCAUUUUUGACAUUGCUUUUCGCGUCCAGACUCUCCUUUCAUUGAUGGCAAAGAUACUUGAAAAAGUUCACAAUUUGUUUAUGUGGAAAAGUCCGAGAACCACUGCCGAGUUCUGUGCACUUAUUGGAUUCUUUUUUGCGCAAUCACUUUUCUUUUCCACUUGCUCUUGUCUAUCGUUCAUCGGCUUACUUGUAGCUUUCAAAACUUUUAUUUCUGCUUACUUCUAUCAUCGCUUUCCAAAAUUGCGGCAAAAAUUGGAUCUGGCAUCGUAUUUCUACGUUCGAAUCCCGACAAAUUAUGAACUGGAUAUGCGCACCCGCAGAUUAUCACGCAAAUUUGGUUCGCAGGAUGAGAUGGAAUCAAUUCGCAUUUCCCCAACAAUAGUACGGAAAAUGAAUAUGUUUGCUAAUGCUGAAGUGAAGGAUGGAAGUGUCGCAUCGCUUUCAAAUAAUGGGACACCAAAGUGCAGGAUACCUGCAUUCAAGUAUGAAAAAAGGCGCAGUUCCUCGUGUGAUAGCAUUUCAACAGCUGCAAAAUCGGCAUGCUCGUAUCGUUGCAUGCUAACGUCGAAGGAUUUCCGAAGUCAAAACUUGAAAUACAGCAUUUGCGAAAGUCUUGACGAUGAAGCACCGGAAAUUGUUUGCAUUGCCAGUAUGCUCAUUCCUCCACUAUAA